UAUGACCACAGCAUAAAAGAUAGCCGAAAUUGAGACAGAAAUGAUGAGGACUUAAAAAAAUAAAGCCACAUCAUAUCAUCUAGGUUUAUUGAAGGCUAAACUUGCUAAAUUGAAGAGAGAAAUGAUUGAUUCAUCUUCUAAAAAGGGAGGUGGAACUUAAGAAGGAUUUGAAGUUUCUAAGAGUGGAGAUUCUCGAAUAGGUAUGAUAGGAUUCCCAUCUGUGGGUAAAAGUACACUACUUACAAAACUUACAGGAGUAUUUUCCAAAAUUGCAGCUUAUGAAUUUACCACACUUACGUGCAUACCUGGAGUAAAAACAUUAUUAAUAAGUUAAUAGGUCUUACAACACAAAGGUGCAAAAAUACAACUGCUUGAUCUACCAGGAAUUAUUGAAGGUGCAAAAGAUGGAAAAGGUCGUGGUAAAUAGGUUAUAGCAGUGGCUCGUACUUGUAAUUUAAUUUUGAUUGUGUUGGAUGCCACAAGGCCAAUGGUUCAUAAAAAAAUAAUUGAGAGAGAACUUGAAGGAUUUGGAAUAAGAUUAAAUAAAUAACCACCAUAAAUAGAAUUCAAGAAAAGAGAUAAAGGUGGUAUAACAAUAUCUAGAACACAUGAUGCUCCAAGAUUAGAUGAUGAAACAAUAAAAGUAGAUAUUUAUAUAUAUAUAAUAGGCUAUAUUACGUGAAUAUAAGAUUAAUAAUUGUGAUAUCAAUCUUAAAUGUGAUGCUACUGAUGAAGAUUUAAUUGAUGUUAUAGAAGGUAAUAGAAAGUAUAUUCCUUGUCUUUAUGUAAUGAAUAAGAUUGAUGAUAUAACUUUGGAAGAAUUGAAUGUUUUAGAUAAGAUUCCACAUUAUGUACCAAUUUCUGCAUUUUUGGAAUGGAAUUUAGAUGAAUUGGUUGAAAGAAUAUGGGAUUAUUUGGAUCUUAUUCGUAUUUAUACGAAACCUAAAGGAUUAGAACCAGGUAGGAAUAUGAUUUAUAAAUAGAUUAUAAUGCACCUGUAAUAUUGUAAAGGAAGUUUUCAACAAUAACAGAUUUUUGUAAUAAGUUACACAAAAACAUGAUAAAGGACUUUAGAUAUGCAUUGGUUUGGGGAGCUAGUGUUAAAUAUAAUCCAUAGAAAGUAGGAAAGGAUCAUUAAUUAUUGGAUGAAGAUAUUGUUUAAAUUGUUAAAAAAAUUUGAAGUUAAUAAUAAAUUUAU
Messenger RNA from Paramecium sonneborni, 1198 nucleotides. The record is from the annotation of a GenBank genome assembly. Lineage: Eukaryota; Ciliophora; Oligohymenophorea; Peniculida; Parameciidae.